UGCAGAAUCUGGAGAGAUGCUCAGGCCCUCUCACUGCAGUUGCUUGUGAAAGAUUUCAAGAUGACCCCAACCUAACUCUGUGUCCACUGAAGUUGCUGUGGAUGGAGAAAUGGCUUUUACAGCAUCAUAGAAAGCGGUUUCCUAGAAACAUGAUUGCUUGCUGGUCUUGAUCUCGCAGCUUUGUGGAGACUCCUUCCCUGAUAAUGUCAAGUUCAGGCUACCCUCCGAACCAAGGAGCUUUCAGCACGGAGCAGAGCCGGUACCCGCCCCACUCUGUGCAGUACACCUUCCCCAGCAGCCGCCACCAGCAGGAAUUUGCCGUUCCCGACUAUCGCUCCUCUCACCUGGAGGUCAGCCAGGCCACGCAGCUCCUGCAGCAGCAGCAGCAGCAGCAGCAGCUCCGGCGCCGGCCCUCGCUGCUCUCUGAGUUCCACCCGGGCUCUGACAGGCCUCAGGAAAGGAGAACUGGAUAUGAACAGCAGUUCCAUCCAGGUCCAUCUCAGACUGAUCAUGAUUCUCUGGAGUCCAAGCGACCACGUCUUGAGCAAGUGUCUGAUUCCCAUUUCCAGCGUGUCAGUGCAGCCACUGUCUUGCCUUUAGUGCAUCCUCUGCAGGAAGGGUUGAGGUCUGCAGAUAUUAAGAAGGACCCAGCUUUUGGAGGAAAGCAUGAGGGACCAUCUUCUCCAAUUUCUGGUCAGCCUUGUGGGGAGGACCAAAAUGCUUCGCCUUCCAAGCUGUCAAAGGAAGAAUUGAUCCAGAGCAUGGACCGCGUAGAUCGCGAAAUCGCCAAAGUGGAGCAGCAGAUCCUGAAACUGAAGAAAAAGCAACAACAGCUUGAAGAGGAAGCUGCGAAGCCCCCAGAGCCGGAGCGGCCGCUGUCCCCUCCGCCCGUGGAGCAGAAGCACCGCAGCAUCGUCCAGAUCAUUUACGAUGAGAACCGGAAAAAAGCAGAAGAAGCUCACAAGAUUUUUGAAGGUCUUGGUCCAAAAGUUGAAUUGCCACUUUACAACCAACCCUCAGACACCAAGGUCUACCAUGAAAACAUCAAAACAAACCAGGUGAUGAGGAAAAAGCUGAUCCUGUUCUUUAAAAGAAGGAACCAUGCAAGAAAACAACGGGAACAGAAAAUCUGUCAACGUUAUGAUCAGCUGAUGGAGGCAUGGGAGAAGAAAGUGGACAGGAUAGAAAAUAAUCCACGCAGGAAAGCCAAGGAGAGCAAAACACGGGAGUACUAUGAGAAACAAUUCCCAGAAAUCAGGAAGCAGAGAGAACAGCAAGAAAGAUUCCAAAGAGUUGGCCAAAGAGGGGCUGGCCUUUCAGCAACCAUUGCCAGAAGUGAGCACGAGAUUUCAGAAAUCAUCGAUGGGCUCUCUGAGCAGGAGAAUAAUGAGAAGCAAAUGCGGCAGCUCUCUGUCAUCCCUCCCAUGAUGUUCGAUGCAGAGCAGAGAAGGGUGAAGUUCAUCAACAUGAACGGGCUCAUGGAGGAUCCCAUGAAGGUUUAUAAGGACAGGCAGUUCAUGAAUGUCUGGACAGACCAUGAGAAGGAGAUUUUUAAGGAAAAGUUUGUCCAACAUCCCAAGAACUUUGGUCUAAUUGCUUCCUACUUGGAACGAAAGAAUGUUCCUGACUGUGUAUUAUAUUAUUAUUUGACCAAGAAAAAUGAAAAUUAUAAAGCCCUUGUGCGAAGGAAUUAUGGCAAACGCAGAGGAAGAAACCAGCAACAGAUUGCUCGUCCUUCUCAAGAGGAAAAGGUAGAAGAAAAAGUAGAAGAGGAAAAAUCAGACAAAUCAGAAAAAAAAGAGGAGGAAAAGAAAGAUGAGGAGGAGAAGGAUGAGAAGGAGGAAUCUAAAGAGAAUACCAAAGAAAAGGACAAAACUGAAGCUGCACCAGAGGAAACAGAGGAGAGGGAGCAGGCAGCUCCUCGGGGCCGAAAAACCGCCAACAGCCAAGGGCGGCGUAAGGGCAGAAUCACCAGGUCAAUGACAAAUGAGGCUGCACAGGCAAGUGCUGCUGCAGCUGCAGCCACUGAAGAGCCACCACCACCUCUGCCACCCCCACCAGAACCUUCUUCUACAGAGCCUGUGGAGACAUCCCGCUGGACAGAAGAAGAAAUGGAAGUUGCUAAGAAAGGUCUGGUGGAACACGGGCGAAACUGGGCAGCGAUUGCCAAAAUGGUUGGGACGAAAAGUGAAGCUCAGUGUAAGAACUUCUACUUCAACUACAAAAGGAGACACAACCUGGACAGUCUCCUCCAACAGCACAAACAGAAGUCUUCGCGAAGGCCCCGAGAGGAGCGAGAUGUGUCCCAGUGUGAGAGUGUGGCUUCCACUGUGUCAGCUCAGGAGGAUGAAGACAUUGAAGCAUCUAAUGAAGAAGAGAACCCAGAAGACAGUGAAGGUGCUGAAAAUAGUUCUGAUACAGAAAGUGCUCCAUCUCCAACUCCAGCAGAACCUGCUAAACCAACUGAAGAAACUCCAUCUGAGCCUGCUGCUCCAAAAGUAACCACUGAGGCCCCAGCAGAGCAGGAAUCUGCCAUUAAACCUGCAGCCAGCACAUCUCCCUCCUUACCAGCCCAAAGUGUAACAACAACUGAAACUCAGAACCCCGAGCCCCAGGUCAAGGAAGAAAUAAACCCUGAGGCUGAGGAGCCUAUGGAGGUGGACAGUAGGAGCCAUUCAGCUGAAGCUAAGCCUGUGAUUACUCUUCCAGUUCAUACCAAAGUAGAACCUGUAGAGACUGAAAUGAGGCUACCAGAGAAUAUUCAAGUGAAAAUAGAGAGUGAUACCAAAGAGAGAGAGAUGGAGAAACCCAAGGAAAAGUCAGAACCAGAGGAAAUGGACUACAGCCUGUCCCAGCAAGUGACUGCAGCCAGACCAGAAUCCCAUUCAGAUAAUGACUCCAGUGCCACCUGCAGUGCUGAUGAGGAAGUUGAUGGAGAACCUGACAGGCAGGGUAUCUUCAGCAGGGAGUCAAAGCCCUCACUGUUGAAUCCCACUGGGUCAAUCCUGGUAUCAUCCACAAUAAAGCAAGGGCAGAUGGACCUGCAACAGCUCCACCAUCGAGCUGCUGUCAUCCCACCUAUGGUUUCCUGCAGCCCCUGCUCUGUCCCUGUGGGCACCCCAGUCAGUGGUUAUGCCCUGUACCAGAGGCACAUCAAGGCCAUGCACGAGUCAGCCCUGCUGGAGGAGCAGCGGCAGCGCCAGGAGCAGCUGGACAUGGAAUAUCGGGGUGCUGUGAGCCCCUGUGGCACCUCCAAGAGCCCCAGUGUGGAGUGGGAAGGAAAACCAGUGGCCUAUAUGCCUUAUGCUGAGGUCAAGAGAAUAGAACAGGAAGCACAAGUGCAAAAUGCAGCCACAAGGUCAGCAUCACCCUACAGGUUAUCUCCAAGAGAAGUCAAUAAAGCCUCUCCCCAGCCUGAGAUGAAUGCAGCUCGCUACAGUGUCCCUCCAGUUCUCCAGCCAGCCCCUCACCAGGUGAUAACCAAUAUUCCUGAAGGAGUUCGCCUGCCCACAACCAGACCCACCAGACCACCACCACCUCUCAUUCCAUCCUCCAAAACCAGUGUGCCAUCAGAAAAACCUUCCUUCAUCAUGGGAGGCUCGAUCUCACAAGGAACACCUGGCACUUAUUUAACAUCCCACAGUCAAGCUUCCUACGCCCAAGAAACUGCAAAGCCAUCAGUGGGUUCUAUAUCCCUUGGGCUGCCAAGGCAGCAAGAGUCAGCCAAAUCUGCUUCUCUGCCCUAUAUCAAGCAAGAAGAAUUCUCACCCAGAAGCCAGAAUUCCCAGCCUGAGGGACUCCUGGUCAGGGCACAGCAUGAAAGUGUGGUGAGAGGUACCACAACAAUACAGGAGGGGAGCAUAACACGAGGAACUCCAACCAAUAAAGUUUCAGUUGAGACCAUUCCUUCUUUGAGAGGCUCCAUAACUCAGGGUACCCCAGCUCUGGCCCAGCCCGGCAUCGCCGCCGACGCGCUGCUCAAGGGAACCAUCACCCGCCUGGCCACCGAGGACAGCAGCCCCGAGAAGUGCAGGGAGGAGGCCUCAGCCAAGGGCCAUGUCAUUUAUGAAGGCAAAAGUGGGCAUAUUCUAUCUUAUGAUGCUAUUAAAAAUGUCCGUGAAGGAACAAGGAGUCCCAGAACUGCUCAUGAAAUUGGUUUAAAGAGAACCUAUGAUACAAUGGAAGGAAAUAUAAAGCAGGGGAUGUCUCUGAGGGAGUCUCCAGGGUCUGCACCACUGGAAGGUUUAAUCUGCCGAGCACUGCCUCGGGGUAGCCCACACGCUGAACUAAAGGAGAGAACAGUUUUGUCUGGCUCUAUAAUGCAAGGCACACCAAGGGCAACAGCUGAAAGUUUUGAAGAAGGUUUGAAGUACCCCAAGCAGAUCAAGAGGGAGUCACCUCCCAUCAGGACGUUUGAAGGAGCCAUCACCAAGGGCAAGCCCUACGAUGGGGUCACCACCAUAAAGGAGAUGGGUCGCUCCAUCCACGAGAUCCCCAGGCAGGACCUCCUAAGCCAAGAGAGCCGCAAGACUCCUGAAAUGGUGCAGACAAGCAGGCCAAUCAUAGAAGGCUCCAUAUCUCAGGGCACACCCAUAAAAUAUGAAAGCAACUCUGGCCAGUCUGCCAUCAAACACAAUGUAAAAUCUUUAAUCACUGGACCAAGCAAGCUGCCCCGGGGAAUGCCUCAGCUGGAAAUGGUGCCAGAAAACGUGAAGGUGGUGGAGCGAGGAAAAUACGAAGAUGUGAAGACCGGGGAUGCCGUGCGGUCCCGUCACACGUCCGUAGUCAGCUCUGGUCCCUCUGUUCUCAGGUCAACCCUUCAUGAAACUCCCAAAUCACAGCUGAGCCCUGGGAUUUAUGAUGAUACAAAUGCUCGGAGGACACCUGUGAACUAUCAGAGUCCCAUGUCCAGGAGUUCACCCAUGAUGAAUAGAGUUAGUGAGGCUGGAGUAUCUUCUGGGAAGUCAACAAAUCAUGAAAGGAAGAACACACUCACUCCAACACAGAGGGAGAGUGUGCCAGCAAAAUCUCCAGUGCCAGGGGUUGAUCCUGUAGUGGCUCACAGUCCUUUUGACCCUCACCACAGAGGAGCAACUCCUGAAGUCUACAGGGGUCACCUCCCUCCCCAUUUAGAUCCUGCUAUGCCAUUUCACAGGGCUCUGGAUCCUGCUGCUGCUGCUUACCUGUUCCAAAGGCAGCUGUCCCCCACGCCGGGGUACCCCAGCCAGUACCAGCUGUACGCCAUGGAGAACACGCGGCAGACCAUCCUCAACGACUACAUCACCUCCCAGCAGAUGCAGGUCAACCUCCGGCCCGAUGUCACCAGGGGCUUGUCCCCCAGGGAGCAAACUCUGGCACUCCCUUAUGCAGGAGCACGAGGAAUCAUUGACCUGAACAAUAUGGCCCCCACUAUCUUAGUGCCUCAUCCUGGAGGAACCAGCACCCCACCCAUGGAGAGAAUCACAUACAUCCCUGGCACCCAGCUUACCUUCCCUCCCAGGCCUUACAACCCUGCUUCUCUGUCACCAGGACACCCCACACACCUGGCAGCUUCUGCAGCUGCAAAUGCUGAAAGGGAACGGGAAAGGGAGAGGGAGAAGGAGCGGGAAAGGGAGAGGGAACGUGAACGAGAGCGGGAACGAGAACGGGAACGAGAGAGGGAGAGAAUCACCUCAGUCCCUGCUGAACUUUAUCUCCGACCAGGUGCAGAGCAGCCUGGCAGACCCGGCAGCCAUGGAUACGUCCGGUCCCCAUCCCCCUCUGUCAGAAGCCAGGAAAACAUUCUGCAGCAAAGGCCAAGUAUAUUCCAAGGAACCAAUGGGACAAGUGUAAUCACACCUUUGGAUCCUGCUGCUCAGCUACGUAUCAUGCAGCUCACCCCUGGAGCUCCCUCUAUCACCCAAGGCUUGCCAGCUUCCCGUUACAACACUGCUGCUGAUGCCCUGGCAGCCCUUGUGGAUGCUGCAGCCUCUGCUCCUCAGAUGGAAGUUGCCAAAGCAAAGGAGAGCAAGCACGAAGGAACCAGGAUAGAAGAGAACAUGGGCCGCAGGUCAGCUGUGGUGACUGACCAACAGCAGAUGGAGCAGAAGACCUUGGAGGUAGAAAAGAGGCCUGUGCAGUGCCCCUAUACAUCUGCCAAUUACUCUAGUGGCAAGUCCCAGGGACAGACCUCAUCAGUAGUCUAUUCAGAGGCUGGUAAAGAGAAAGGACCUCCUCCUAAAUCCAGGUACGAGGAAGAGCUGAGAACUCGAGGAAAGACCACAAUUACUGCUGCUAACUUCAUAGAUGUGAUCAUCACUCGCCAGAUUGCUUCAGACAAGGAUGCUCGAGAUAGGGGCUCUCAAAGUUCAGAUUCUUCCAGUAGUUUGUCCUCACACCGGUAUGAAGCUCCUGGAGAUGCCAUUGAGGUGAUCAGCCCUGCAAAUUCACCUGUACCUGCUCAAGAAAAGCUGCAGCCCUAUCAACAAGAGACACCCAAACCAAGCCAGGCAGAGACAGCUGACCCCAACAGGCCGUACGAGGGCCCCAUUCACCGCUACAGGACACAGCAGGAGCCCCCCUCACCCCAGCAACCUCCACCUCCCUCUUCCCAGGCAGAGGGCAUGGCCCACGUGCCCAGGACCCAUCGGCUCAUCACCCUUGCUGAUCACAUCUGUCAAAUUAUCACACAAGACUUUGCUAGAAACCAAGCAGCUUCUCAGGCCUCUUUGCAGCCUCCCACCACUACAUUCCAGAAUUCCAGCCCUGCUCCAGCUCCUGCUUCUGGCCGGGCAAAGACCUCGAGCCGCUACAGCCCCGAGGCGCAGCCACAGCCCGUGCACCACCAGCGGCCAGGGGCCAGAGUGUCCCCUGAGAACCUCUCUGACAAGGCCAGGGGAAGGCCUGGAAAAUCUCCAGAGAGGAGUCAUGUCCCCUCAGAGCCCUACGAGCCAAUCUCGCCACCUCAGGUCCCGGUUGUACACGAGAAACAGGAAAAUGUUCUUUUGCUUUCCCAAAGAACUGAGCCUACUGAACAGAGGACUGACUCUCGCUCUCCAGGCAGUAUCAGUUACCUGCCUUCGUUUUUCACCAAACUUGAGAACACUUCACCAAUGGUAAAAUCCAAGAAACAGGAGAUAUUUCGAAAGCUGAACUCAUCUGGUGGAGGUGACUCUGACAUGGCAACUGCUCAGCCAGGGACUGAAAUAUUCAAUUUGCCAGCAGUCACUACCUCAGGUGCAGUCAGUUCUAGGGGUCACUCCUUUGCAGAUCCUGCCAGUAAUCUGGGUCUGGAGGACAUUAUUAGGAAAGCACUGAUGGGGAACUUUGAUGACAAGAGUGAGGAGCACGGGGUGGUCAUGUCCCAGCCUCUCGCCGUGGCCCCGGGCAGCUCCGGCGCCGCGGUGCCGGCGACUAAUGAGACACGGAGGGAAGAAGCCAAUCCAUCUCCAAAUUCAGGUGGGGCAGUCAGCAAGCAGAAGCUCAUCGGCAAGUCAAACAGUAGGAAGUCAAAGUCUCCAAUUCCUGGGCAGGGAUAUUUGGGAACUGAAAGACCUUCUUCUGUCUCAUCUGUACAUUCAGAAGGGGACUACCACAGACAGACUCCAGUUUGGGCCUGGGAAGACAGGCCUUCAUCAACAGGUUCCACCCAGUUUCCAUACAACCCUCUGACCAUGAGGAUGCUGAGCAGCACCCCCCCGACCUCCAUCGCCUGUGCCCCCCCGUCCAUGAGCCAAGCAACCACUCACCCACAGAACAGGAUCUGGGAGCGAGAGCCUGCACCACUGCUUUCAGCACAAUAUGAGACUCUAUCUGACAGUGAUGACUGAACUAUGCAGAUUUUUUUUUUUUUUAAUUUGCGGGUCAAAAAAAGAAAUCUAUUUUUGACUUGUGCCCACAGAGACUUUCCAAGAGAGCAAGGGCCACACAAUGAAGAAUUGCUGGAGAGUCCGUGAAAUGCCUUCUGCACAGGGUGUGUGUGUUGGAGGAUUGUGGUCGAGAAGGUUGACUUACUAAAGAUAAAUAUGUAAAGAGUUUUUAAAAAUGUGGACUAUUCCUGCUCUACAUCUAUUUGUAAAGAAAACCAUAAUGUCUUUUAAAUCAUUCUUCUGUAAAUAGAGAGUACUUUUUGCAGUGUUUUUUUCCCUUGCUAUAGUAUCUGGUGUACUUAUGUUCAAAUCAUUGCCUAAACUUUGGGGGUCAUUUUGUAAUUUUUUUUAAGCAUUUUCUCCAGUGUAGAAUACUCUUCAUAACCCUAGCCUCCCUCUCAGCCUAACCUAACCAGAACCCCAAUCUCCCAACCAUCAUUGCCCAUUUAAUGCCAUGCUACUUCCUGCAGGCAUUGUGCUUUUAUAUAAUUUUUUUCCCUAGACACUUUCUCAGUGGUGUUCAAGCUCUUGUGAAAAUGUUGAUUUUUAAGACUGACCCCUUAGUGAAUUCUGUACAUUAACAUAACUCCAGUUCGCUGGAAUAAGAUGAUAUAUUUCUUUGGAAUUUGAAAUUCUGCCACAUUGUAAAUUUUUGGUGCAGUUGGUUUUAUUUAGCAACACUGCAGAAAUAUUAUUGCAUGGGUAUGUUAUGGUUCAUUUUUAAAAGGUUAAAGAAACAAAAAAAGAACAGCUUCUGGAGGCAUACCUCACUGUUAUGCACACUGGGAAUUUUAACUGUGCCCUAAAAGCCUAUUCUUAGUGUUCUCUGUUUCUGCAUUGUAUGCAGUCAAAACAGGCUACUAAAUUUUACUGUCAUAUUUAACCACAGCAAAUGGCUUUUCUGAACAGAGGCUCUGGGUGGGUUGAUAAAUCCUUUAAGAAGAAAAAGCUCCACAUCCCAAGUUUAAAUAAAACAAAGUGCUUUUAUAGAAUAAUUGAGCAA
Molecule: messenger RNA, 8850 nt
Organism: Melozone crissalis (California towhee)
Lineage: Eukaryota; Metazoa; Chordata; Aves; Passeriformes; Passerellidae
Gene: NCOR1
Product: nuclear receptor corepressor 1
Exons: 47
Coding region: 204-7808 (2534 amino acids)
Biological process (GO): negative regulation of transcription by RNA polymerase II
Molecular function (GO): nuclear thyroid hormone receptor binding; transcription corepressor activity
Source: RefSeq, a predicted model, not a curated record